GUCAUUGCACAGGAGGCAUGAACACGGCCUCCUAGCUCAGUCCAACGUAACGUCGCAGCCGGAGAUGGUUCACCGUUGAAAGUCUUCAUUGUAUUUAGAUGAAAGUUAUGAAGUGUUGCAGAAUUUCACUCGAGAACUGUUAGAAAUCCUUGUCCGCACGCAAUGAUAACCAUACCGUCGUUGGGAAACUUAGCGUUGAGUGGUUCUUCCCCCCAUGGUAGUGACCUGCUUACUAAAAGCAACCGUAAUGGAUCGGUUCUCGAGAUGUUCCUAGGCUCGCGAGACCACAGCAACAGAGGAUCAAGAGAAGGUUCGAUGGGGCCCCCGUCUCGCCAAUCUAGCAAUGCUAGUGUAUCCAGCAUAACAUCGUCGCAAGAUGCUGGAAGCACAGGAUCGCAGUUUUUUGAGGUUUUGUAUUUGGGAAAGAUAAAAUCAGUGUCUCAUCGCAAAGCACCACCAACGUUCAUCGAUGACGUGUUGGAGAAAUUUCGUGCCCAUAACCAGCUGGAAGAGCAACGGGUCCGGCAGACAAGCUUGCCCGUACAUGCAGCCAAUAGUUCAUUCCUUCAAAUGGCCAGGUUUCCCAGACCGACUAGUAUGACUGAUAUUUGCGGAGACAGUCGUGAAGUCUACGAAGGCCGUCAUAUUUUUACAAAGAAAUUGGUCGAUACGCAGGAGGAGGAGGAAACCGGCGAAACGCAAUCCACAGCUACAGCUGACAACAGUACCCUGUCCAUACUCAAACAAACAGAAGAAGUUCUUAAGACGCUGUCGGAUCGUAUCGAGCCCUUACAAAACAAUAUCUUAGCAAACCAAAAUGGGGAACAAGCUCAUCAUCAAGAUCUGUCGGCAAGUUUCCGUGUACGGACUGCUAGUGGAGGGAUCUCCAGCUUACCACCCAGAAAAGAUCCAUCUCUUGAGCCCUUGUCACGCGGUCGAGCCAACUCUACGGGUAGCGCUUCAGCUUUACGACCUAGAAGAGUCAACUCUACGACCCUGUUGGAAGUUCCUAAAACGCCGCAAGUUGCCACUAACGAAAAUAAUCGCACAAUGUUACUACAAAUCAGCCGCUGUGAUGUGAAACUCAUCAGCCCAGAUCGCAAAUCCGUCAUGUUGAGUAAACCGUUUUGUGACAUCUCACAUUGCUCACAGGGCAUUAAAAAUCCUGAAAACUUUGGAUUUAUUUGUCGGGACACUGUUAGUGACAAUAAUGUCUGCUAUGUUUUCAAAUGUCAAAGCAGUUCAGUUGCUGAUGAAAUAAUGACAGUUUUGAAAUUGGCGUCCCAUUCUGCAUCUGAAUCUCAAAAACGAAUCAACAACAACGUCUGCGAGCACUGCCCUUCUGUUUGGCUCCAGAGACUGAUAACUGACGUCGAAGGACUAACUGAUCAGAAAGCACACGCUUUACUUCUAAGGCGUAUUGGAACCUUGCCUGAAGCUGACCAAGAGCAAUUGGUGGCAAAAUAUAAAGGCGCCGAUUUAAUCAAAACCAGCGAACAAAACGAUCUUUUGCUACUCCUUUUGAAAGCGCAUUGUGAGGCACGACAAAUGACCCACGUUCAUGACACGGCUGAAAAUAGACACGAAUUUUUGAGCCAAUAUUUUGAUGGAAGCUCGGGUACUAUAUUUAAAAAGGCCAAGCGGUCCUUGUCCAACUCCUUCGAUCAACUGCUGAAACGUAAAACCAAAGAUGAAAUGGAGUUGGCGUCAGCACAAUCAACUUUUCAUCAAACAAGCCUUCCAAAUCGUGUAGAGCAAAUUGAGAAUGAAAAGACUCCAUCAAAACAGUCUUUUUGUUUCGACAUGGCUGAUGGACUUAGCCAGUCUCCAUUGGCAAAUGGGUCAGACCCUCGACUGGAUGCCUCUCGUCCUCGAUCGUCAACACUUUGCAGCUCUCAUGGUGCAACGAUAAAAAAAGAAUUAAAAGAAAUGCAAAAUAAGAGGAGAGACAGUAGAGAGCAAAAGGAGAUCAAGAUCGAAAAAGUGUCGAGUCCAACCACAAAGUCUCCUAUAAUGGAAAUAUUUUUCAAAGUCGGCAGUCCGUCCCCUGUUCACACUGCACAUCCUCCUACCGACACACCAAGCCCGCGUAGGCCGUCUUCUGCUGCCUCUUGGCGUCAAGCCAUUUUCCAGCAAGUCAAGUCGCCAAAUCAGAACAACCCGAACGAGUUUUGUGUAGGUGUCGAUCCACGGAAAUAUGGAGCUGGGGAUCAGGGACGAAUCCGGCGAACUCGCGAAAAUUACCGAAUGCUUUGGCAAAAGGCCAUUAAACAGCAAAUUAUUCUAAUACGCAUGGAAAAGGAAAACAAGCGAUUGAAAGCUCACCAAGAGGAGAUGGCAAUCAAGCGCAUGAAGUUAAAUUACGACGAAAUUGUCGUCUGCCCUCGGCCCACCGUCCAGUUGUGGGAAAAACUUCUAAACUCAUCUUCCGGUGUGGCCCCAGACUUUCCCACCCUCGCCCGUGCGGUAGAAAAGGGAGUGCCAAAGCAUCGACGAGGUGAGGCUUGGCGGGUACUGGUCAACACGCGAAAUACGAUGGAAACUCAGCAGCCAUCGUGGUGUAGACACGCAGCGCACGAUGAUUACAGCUUGUCAUCCCAGCCAGUUGAUUAUGAAAAAUUCCCAUUGCUCGAUGAACCAUACGAAGAACUUCUCGGACAACUCACUUCGCAUCAGCACGCUAUCAUCAUCGAUCUGGGUCGGACCUUCCCCACACAGAAAUAUUUUCAGGCCUCUCUAGGUCCAGGACAGUUGUCAUUGUACAACUUACUAAAGGCCUAUUCGCUUUUGGAUAGCGAAGUAGGCUACUGCCAGGGUUUGAGUUUCAUCGGUGGUGUAUUGUUGAUGCACUUGGAAGAGAAUGAGGCUUAUUAUAUGCUUCGUUACUUAAUGCUGGAACUGGGACUUCGGCGACAAUUCCUACCCGAUAUGGCGGCUCUUCAGGUGCAAUUAUACCAAAUGGCCCGUUUACUCAGAGACUCUCAUCGUGAUCUCUACGAGCAUCUCGAGGAAAAUGAAAUCAGUCCCACAUUGUAUGCAGCUCCGUGGUUUUUAACUCUUUUCGCCUCGCAGUUCCCUCUGGGCUUUGUAGUUCGUGUUUUCGAUUUAGUUUUUAUGAGCGGUAUGUCGAUGGUUUUCCGCGUCGCCCUGUCUCUUAUUGCCGACCACAAAGAUAUGCUACUCCAAUGCCGCAAUUUUGAACAGUUGAUGGAUUAUUUCAAAACCACUUUACCGUCUAUGGGAGCUUCGCAGCUUGAACGCGUCAUUCACGAGGCGCUAGAAUUGGACAUUUCACGGCAGUUGGCGGCUUAUGAAGUCGAGUAUCACGUACUACAAGAAGAAAUAGUCGCUGGUAUCGCAUCGCCAAUCAGCCCACAACAACACGGUGUUGAGGAUUGGAAGGAAAAGACACGCCAUCUGGAAGAGACCAACAUGGCCCUGCAAAAACAAGUGCGUGAAUUGCAGGCUCAGUUGCAAUCAGCGAAAGUAACGACACGCAUUUUGGAAAACAAUCUAAGCGCCAGUCAAUCCAAAUACGCUAGGCUUGAGAGAGAGGUGAGCGAAUACGAAAAUGAUCGCCAUUCGCUGAUCCAUUUAAUUGCUGAUUUGAUGAAGAGAUUACCUGCUGACCAAGAAAUCGUGAUUCCUCCUGACAUUGCUAGAUGCUUAGAAGACUUUGGCCCUACACAUGAAGGAGGUAUUUCCAUCAUGAUAACACCGUCGUCAGUUGGUAGUUCAGCUUCCGCCAUCUUCAGUUGAGAAACAUCCGGAUUUUCAGCAGUUCCUACUCAUCCUUGUUUGUUUGUUUUUUUCGCUUCGCCCUCGUGCCUUUAUUAUUAUUUCAAUUUUUUUUUAGAUAACCCAGUGAUAAUUGUUUGAUUGUUUGCUUUUUCUCAUUCGACAUCUAGAGAAGUUGACUUCUCUUGCACAUUUCGUUAUUUCGAUUGAUUACCAUCUUCGUCUUUACGACAGUAAACAUUGCUUAAUCUGUAGGAUGUGCAAUGAAAAACAAAUCUCAUGCAUUCAUCGUGUUUGCAAUCCAUGAUCAAGCAGUUUAUUUUUAGCAUAAAAAAAGUUUGUGUUGCAAUUUAAAAGUUCGAAACUCUUUCCGUAUUUGUUAUGCGACUGCGUGACUCUCUUUGAAACAUUGAACUACAGUAUCCCCGUCGGAUUUGUCUAUACCUAAUCUGAUUUUUGUGUAAUAAAUCCAUGUACUUAA
This is a messenger RNA of Daphnia carinata, 4219 nucleotides long. RefSeq names its product TBC1 domain family member 1-like (gene plx). NCBI's taxonomy places the organism in Eukaryota, Metazoa, Arthropoda, Branchiopoda, Diplostraca, Daphniidae. The record is from RefSeq and is a predicted model, not a curated record. The transcript is spliced from 16 exons. Bases 163 to 3759 code for a protein of 1198 amino acids.